Messenger RNA from Phyllostomus hastatus (greater spear-nosed bat), 1080 nucleotides. Its product is annotated as annexin A8-like. Gene Ontology annotation, cellular component: cytoplasm. The record is from RefSeq and is a predicted model, not a curated record. Gene Ontology annotation, biological process: endosome organization; negative regulation of serine-type endopeptidase activity; endosomal transport. Gene Ontology annotation, molecular function: calcium ion binding; calcium-dependent phospholipid binding. Lineage: Eukaryota; Metazoa; Chordata; Mammalia; Chiroptera; Phyllostomidae.
AUGGCCUGGUGAAAAGCCUGGAUUGAACAGGAGGGUAUCUCAGUGACAGGCAGCCCACAUUUCAACCCAGACCCCAACAUGGAUACCCUCUACAAAGCCAUGAAGAGAAUUGGGGCAGGACAUAGAGUGCUUGGCCACCAGGCUGUUGCCUUCCCUUCUCCCCAGCUUUUAUCAGGCCUCCUUGAAGAAGUGAAGAUGCUCACACUGUGCACCCCUGCAGGGACCAACUAGCAGGCCAUCAACGUGCUCACGAGGAGAAGCAAUGUAUAUCGGCCUCAAAUUGCUGAGUCCUUCAAAGCUCAGCUAGGCAAGGAUUUCACUGAGACCUUGAAGUCAGACCUAAGUGGUAAGUUUGAGAAUGUCACCAUGGCCCUCAUGUACCCACCACACAGAUACAAGGCCAAAGAGUUGCAUGAUGCCACAAAGGGUUUAGGAACCAAAGAAGGUAUCUUCAUUGAAAUCCUGGCUUCUCAGACCAAGAACCAGCUGCAGGAGAUAAUGAACGCAUAUGAGAAAGACUACGGAUCCAGACUAGAGGAAGAUAUCCAAGCAGAUACCAUCUGCUACCUGGAGAGGAUCCCAGUGUGCCUCCUUCAGGGCAGCAGAGAUGAUAUGAGUAGCUUUGGACCUGGACUGGCCCUACAAGAUGCACAGAAUCUGUAUGCAGUGGGCGAGAAGAUCAACAGUACUGAUGAGAUGAAAUUCAUCACCAUCUUGUGCAUGUGCAGUGCCACACACUUGAUGAGAGUGUUUGAGGAAUAUGAGAAAAUAACCAACAAAAGCAUUGAGGACAGCAUCAAGAGUGAGACCCACAGCUCACUGGAGGAGGCUAUGCUCACAUGUUCAGCCACAGGCGCCACCACCCUGGGUUCUCACCUGAAGACCGAAGACCGUGGCCCCGGAGGGCUGAGGCAGCCAGCGGCGGCAGCAGCGGGGGAUGAGAGUGGCUCCGGGACCCAGCUUCAUGAGGCCCAGCCUGGGAGACUAGAAAUGUGCGGCAGCAGCAACUACAGAGGCGGCUCCCUUUUGUUUUGCCCCAUCCAUCCUGACACUAAGUUGCGAUCCGGGAUUUCAACCUGA